This is a messenger RNA of Pochonia chlamydosporia 170, 1428 nucleotides long. Its product is annotated as serine/threonine protein phosphatase PPT1. The coding region runs from base 1 to 1428 and encodes 475 amino acids. Gene Ontology annotation, cellular component: cytosol; nucleus. Lineage: Eukaryota; Fungi; Ascomycota; Sordariomycetes; Hypocreales; Clavicipitaceae. The record is from RefSeq and is a predicted model, not a curated record. The transcript is spliced from 7 exons. Gene Ontology annotation, molecular function: protein binding; protein serine/threonine phosphatase activity.
AUGUCUCAAGAAGCGGUUGACCUGAAAAACCAAGGCAACAAGUCCUUUGCUGCUGGUGAUUUCCCUGCUGCUGUCGACUUCUACUCCAAGGCCAUCGCAUUAAACGACAAGGAACCUACUUUCUUCACCAAUCGAGCCCAAGCAUACAUCAAGACCGAGGCAUACGGAUAUGCUAUUAUCGAUACAGGAAAAGCCUUGGAGUUGAAUCCCAAGCUCAUCAAGGCUUACUACCGACGAGGACUCGCCCGAACGGCUAUUCUGCGACCCAAGGAAGCGAUCGACGACUUUAAAGAAUGUGUCAGACUAGAUCCCAACAACAAGGAUGCCAGGCUCAAGCUCGAAGAGUGCAAAAAGAUUGUGCGCCAACUCGCCUUCUUUGCGGCUAUCGAGGUUGGCGAUGAGCCCUCAGCUGCCGAAGGCCUCGACCUUGAUUCCAUGGUCGUUGAGCCUGAGUACGACGGUGUUCGCUUAGAGGACGAGAUGACGCAAGAAUUCAUCGACGACAUGAUGGAGCGAUUCAAGAAUGGCAAGAAAAUUCACCGAAAAUACGUCUACCAAAUCAUUCUCGCUGUCAAGAAGAUUGUCUACGACGAGGCUACAAUGGUCGAGAUGGAGAUUCCCGAUGAUGUCGAGCUGACCGUCUGCGGUGACACUCACGGCCAAUACUUUGAUCUGAUGGAACUCUUCCGUCGCAAUGGAGUUCCAAACGAGAAGCACUGGUACCUUUUUAACGGUGAUUUUGUCGACCGAGGGUCAUGGUCCACCGAGAUUGCUUUGCUCCUAUACGCUUUCAAGUGGUUGAGACCAAACGGCUUCUUCCUGAACCGUGGCAACCACGAAACGGACGACAUGAAUCGCGUGUACGGUUUCGAGGGAGAAUGCAAGGCUAAAUAUAACGAAAGAGUCUUCAAACUAUUCUCGGAAAGUUUCUCUGCCCUUCCCCUCGCCACUCUCGUUGGCGAAAAGUAUCUUGUCCUUCACGGCGGCUUGUUCUCCGAUGACAAUAUCACCUUGGACGAUAUCCGCAAGUUGAACAGACACAACCAAAGACAGCCCGGCCAAGCAGGUCUCAUGAUGGAGAUGCUGUGGACCGAUCCGCAAGAUGAGCCCGGUCGUGGCCCCAGCAAAAGAGGCGUGGGAAUGCAGUUCGGCCCCGACAUCACCAAGAAAUUCUGUGAGAAGAACGGUCUCGAGGCUGUUAUUCGAAGUCAUGAAGUGCGCAUGGACGGUUAUGAAGUCCAGCAUGAUGGAAAGUGUAUUACCGUUUUCUCCGCGCCCAAGUACUGCGACUCGACGGAGAAUCGCGGCGCGUACAUCAACAUCAAGUCCGACUACAAGCUCCGGUAUGAGCAGUUUGAUGCCGUACCGCACCCGGACAUCAAGCCAAUGGCAUAUGCCCAAAAUUCUCUCAUGUCAUCUCUGAUGUAG